Molecule: messenger RNA, 321 nt
Organism: Hemicordylus capensis (graceful crag lizard)
Lineage: Eukaryota; Metazoa; Chordata; Lepidosauria; Squamata; Cordylidae
Gene: INS
Product: insulin
Exons: 2
Coding region: 1-321 (106 amino acids)
Cellular component (GO): extracellular region
Molecular function (GO): hormone activity
Source: RefSeq, a predicted model, not a curated record
AUGGCUCUCUUGAUCAGAUCUCUGCCUCUCCUGGCACUGCUUGCUGUUUUGGCUCCUCCUGCCAGUUAUGCUGACCCAUCUGAGCAUCUAUGUGGCACCCACCUGGUAGAGGCACUCUUCCUUGUCUGUGGAGACCGGGGCUUUUACUAUAAUCCCAAAGAACGACGGAGCAUUGAAGAGCCCCAAGUGAAUGGGCAUUUUCAGAACGGUGAGCGACAAAUGUCAAUUCUGGAAAAGACAAAGAGAGGAAUUGUGCAACAAUGUUGUGAAAACACCUGCUCCCUAUAUGAACUGGAGAGCUACUGCAACAUUGAAUCCUAG